Molecule: messenger RNA, 2670 nt
Organism: Anopheles cruzii
Lineage: Eukaryota; Metazoa; Arthropoda; Insecta; Diptera; Culicidae
Gene: Lgr1
Product: thyrotropin receptor
Exons: 10
Coding region: 1-2670 (889 amino acids)
Biological process (GO): G protein-coupled receptor signaling pathway
Cellular component (GO): membrane
Molecular function (GO): G protein-coupled receptor activity; protein-hormone receptor activity; protein binding
Source: RefSeq, a predicted model, not a curated record
AUGAUGGGCAGCAAUGUGUGUCUUUGGUUAUCGUUUAUUUUUAUCGCAACCGACACGGGUUCGUUCGCGGUGACGGCUCUCAAGCGUGGUCAGUGCCGUUGCUGGAACUCGUCGGAGGAAGCGGUCGGUGAGGUGCAGUGCCGGUGCUUGGGUCAGUCGAUCGCGCGCGUCCCACAGAAGCUGACCAGUAUGCAGCGGCUUACCCUGGAAAAGGUCGGCGUCAAGCGACUACGCACAAAUGCCUUGACGGUGUACGCCGACACGCUGCAGGACCUGCUGCUCGUGUACCUGAAGGAGUUCCAUCGGAUUGAACCGGCCGCCUUCGCUCGGUUGCGCCACCUUCGGACACUGUACAUUGCGCACGCACCGAAGCUGGAGUUUCUACCGGCGGACGUGUUCGAAGGCAUCUCAACAAAACUCAAGACACUACGGAUUAUACACAGCGGACUGCUGGCGGUGCCGGAUUUACGCGUCCUGUCCGACCACAUAAUAAUGCACAUGGUGGACUUUGAUGGCAAUCAGAUCCGCGAGGUCUAUGAGAGAUCCAUACAUUUGAAGACUGACGAGUUGAUUCUCGAUAACAACGCCCUCACACAGAUUCACGGCUCCGCGUUUUACGGAUCGGAAAUUGCGAAACUGAGUCUGAAGCAGAAUUUUAGACUAAAAGAUAUCCACAAGUCGGCCUUCGUUGGAAUUGGCAACAUUAGAGAGCUCGAUCUUUCGGGGACGGCGUUGGAAGAGUUGCCCACCGAAGGACUUUCGGAGCUCGAGGAGCUACGCAUACAGAACGCACACUCACUCAAAACCAUUCCAUCUGUGUACAAGUUUCAGAGUUUGCGGACCGCGUACUUGACCCACUCGUUCCAUUGCUGUGCGUUCAAGUUUCCCGCCCGCCACGAUCCCGAUGCGCACGAGCAGAAUCUCAAGAAGUUCUACGAUGUUCAGGAGGAGUGCAUCGCCAAAGGGUACGCGACGCCGCACAUGAAACUUGAGCCAACGUCGACCGCGAGUGUGGAACCGCCUGCGGCUGCGAACGGUUACCCGGGCCCGGAAAGGACUGCCACAUUGCCGAGACGGCGUCGCCGUUCGCUAAACUUUCGCAGCUGGUUCCGGCUGACGGGUAACGAUGACGAUGACGAGACUGACGAUGAUGGAGAGCGUGGCAGUCACCUGGCGUCGAUCCUUACGAAAGGCAUCGAACUGUCCGAGAAGCAAAUGGGCGAGAUUGUGGAUAACUACGGGCAGCCCAUCACGGGGCAGUCGAUUCCGGAAGACGGCGGUGGCCACCUGUUGAUUGAUGGCAACGAAAUGUACACGGAAAACCCACUGCCGGGCGUGUUCCACAAUACGGUGGCCGAGAUUUCGUCGAUGGAAGCACUCUGCGGCAAUCUGACACCGAUGACUUUCGACGUGAAGUGCUACCCGAUGCCGGAUGCACUGAAUCCCUGCGAGGAUGUGAUGGGUUCGCACUGGUUGCGCGGCUCGGUCUGGGUGGUGGUCCUGUUGGCCGUCUUUGGAAACGUGGCCGUCGUCGUAGUGCUGUUCUCCAAUCGCAGCGAUCUGACAGUGCCCAAGUUUCUGAUCUGUCACCUGGCGUUCGCUGACCUGUGCAUGGGCAUGUACCUGCUGCUGAUUGCCUCGAUCGAUGCGCACUCCAUGGGCGAGUACUUCAACUACGCCUUCGACUGGCAGUACGGCGUCGGGUGUAAGGUGUCCGGCUUUCUGACGGUGUUUGCCAGCCACCUGUCGGUGUUUACGCUAACGAUCGUCACCCUGGAGCGCUGGUUCGCCAUCACGCACGCGAUGUAUCUGAACCGGCGCAUCAAGCUGUCGGCGGCCACCUACAUCAUGCUGGUCGGCUGGCUCUAUUCCAUCGCCAUGGCCGCGAUGCCCCUGUUCGGCAUCAGCAACUACUCGUCCACCUCGAUCUGCCUGCCGAUGGAGGCCCGUGACAGCUGGGACAUCGCUUACCUCCUCACGGUGCUCGUGGUUAAUGGCUGCGGAUUCAUCGUGAUCGUCGUCUGCUAUGCACAGAUUUAUCUAUCGCUGGGCAAGGAAACGCGACAGGCUGCCCGGUCGGCUCACAGUGGCGAGAUGACGGUCGCCAAGAAGAUGGCUCUGCUUGUGUUCACCAACUUUGCGUGCUGGGCUCCGAUCGCUUUCUUCGGCCUGACCGCCAUCGCCGGCUAUCCGCUCAUCGGUGUGAGCAAGUCGAAGAUCCUGCUCGUGUUCUUCUAUCCGCUCAACUCGUGUGCCAACCCUUACCUCUACGCGAUCCUCACGGUACAGUACCGGAAGGAUCUAUUUUCGCUGCUCGCAAACUACGGUCUCUGCACUCAGCGGGCCGCACAGUACAAAAUGACCUAUUCGAUGCCAACGAACACAUUCCAGGUUGCGCCGGGGCGCGGAUCCGUGAACUACAACAACAGCGCAAACGGUACCAUCACUUCUGCGGUCGGAAUGGCCGGGUUGAUUAGCAACACCGAUACGAUCACGACGACCAUCACCAGCGGCAGUCUGAUGUUUGGCAUCGGACCCGGUACCACCGGUAAUGGGCGAGACUGUGGUCGCGAGGCAGCUGAUAACAACGGCCUUCCGGUGAACUCGAACGCACACGGUACGAUAGCGGUAGCCACGGCGGGUGAACAGGAACAGGAAACGUUCCUUUAA